Molecule: messenger RNA, 688 nt
Organism: Telopea speciosissima
Lineage: Eukaryota; Viridiplantae; Streptophyta; Magnoliopsida; Proteales; Proteaceae
Exons: 2
Coding region: 28-672 (214 amino acids)
Source: RefSeq, a predicted model, not a curated record
UCUUUACACGUUAAAAGACCACCAAAGAUGAAGACGACGGAAUCCUUCCAUGUCGCCGACACGGAGCAACAACUGCCACCAGACCCUCGAAAACGAAACCGCAGUUGCGCUGCGAGGUCGGCGCUAAUCUGCCUCCUCAUACUCAUCAUCCUCUUCAUCACCAUCCUCAUCCUUGCAUUCACCGUCUUCAAGCCCAAAGACCCAACAACUGAAAUCCUCUCCACCACCGUCGACGGCAUCUUACCACAAGUCCAAUUUCCCCAAUUCAAAGUCGAACUCAACAUCACUUUAAACCUCCAAAUCCUCGUCCACAACACCAAUCAAGCCAGCUUCAAGCACGGCACGGACGCCACCGCUCUCGUCUACUACCACGGCACUCAGGUUGCGGUGGCUGAGAUCCUUCCAGGCACCAUCCCUGCUAAUGGAUAUGAAACUAUUGCUUCCAGGCUAACCCUUGAAGCUGACCAAUUCAUGUCUCAGAUUAGUGAACUUAUUAAGGAUGUGAUGGCAGGAGAAAUUGAGGUUGAGACAAAAGCUACUGUCCCCGGACGAGUGAAGUUCUUAGGAAUUUUUCACAAACACGUCGUUAGUGUUUCGAAUUGCCGGAUUGUGAUUGGUAUUUCCGAUCUCAAGAUCCGGCGACAAGAGUGCAAUUACGGAAUCAAAUAUUAGAAUCAGAAUCAGAUUC